GUACAAAUUCAAUUCUGAGGCCCCGUGAAGUUAAAAAGCUCUCCUCCUUGAAUCUAAGAAUUUAGGGUUUUCCUUAGCAAAAGCCCUCAUUAAGCUCUUCUAGGGUUUCCUCCAAUUCUUCAAAUUUCCGAGCUCGUUGUCUUGCAAGCUUUUCUUUAUUAGAUACAUAAAAUGUCAAGGACAAGGGAAGAGAGUGAAGAGCAGGUGGACCUUGAAGGGGACAAUGAACCAGAAGAGACUAUAGAGGAAGAGGUUGAAUAUGAAGAAAUAGAGGAAGAGGAGGAAGUAGAAGUGGAAGUUGAGGAAGAGGUUGAAGAGGAGGUGGAAGAUGAGGACGAGAAUGCUGAGCUUGCUGAUGUUCGGAAAGGCUCUGAUGUUAAUGAGGAGAUGAAUGAUUCUGAGACAGAGGAAGAAAAGAAAAAGAAGCAUGCAGAGCUUCUUGCACUUCCUCCUCAUGGAUCAGAGGUCUACCUCGGUGGCAUUCCUCGUGACACUCCCAAGGAGGACUUGAAGAGAUUUUGUGAAUCUAUAGGAGAAGUCACAGAGGUUAGGAUAAUGAAGGGGAAAGAUUUAGGUGAGGGCAAGGGUUAUGCUUUUGUGACCUUCAGAUCCAAGGAGUUGGCUUCCAAAGCUAUUGAAAAGCUAAAUUAUUCUGAAUUCAAGGGGAGAAAGAUAAAAUGUUCAAACUCUCAAGCAAAGAAUAAGUUGUUCAUUGGUAAUAUUCCAAGAAGCUGGGGGGAGGAAGUUAUGAAGAAGGUUGUAACAGAAGUUGGGCCUGGAGUCAAUUGUAUUGAAUUGUUGAAGGACCCAUUGAACCCCUCUCGAAACCGUGGAUUUGUUUUCAUUGAGUACCAUAAUCACGCAUGUGCUGAAUACUCGAGACAGAAAAUGUUGAAGCCAACAUUUAAGCUUGAAGAUAAUGCUCCAACUGUGAGUUGGGCUGACCCUAGAAAUGCUGAAUCUUCUGCUACUGCUCAGGUUAAGGCAUUGUAUGUCAAGAAUUUACCAAAUUAUAUAACUCAGGAUCGCCUAAAGAAGUUGUUUGAACAUCACGGAAAGAUCACAAAAGUUGUAGUUCCGCCUGCAAAAGUGGGAAAGGAGGACAGCAGAUAUGGGUUUGUGCAUUUUGCAGAGAGGUCAAGUGCUCUGAAAGCAUUGAAGAAUACUGAAAAGUAUGAGAUUGAUGGUCAAGUGUUGGAGUGUUCUCUUGCAAAACCACAAGCAGAUCAGAAGUCUUCUGGAGGACUUGGCUCCCAGAAUUCAACCUUAGAUUCAAGCUUCCCUCCUAUGGGAUUUGGUUUACUUGGGGGAGCAUAUGCUGGUCUUGGAAUGGGAUUUGGUCCUGCAGGAUUUGGGCAGCCGUUAAUCUACGGGCAUGGACCAACCCCUGCUGGAAUGGCGAUGAUGCCAAUGCUUUUGCCUGACGGAAGGAUCGGAUAUGUGCUCCAACAGCCUGGAAUGCAACCAGAGACACCUCCACCACAGCCACGCAGCAGCCGAGGUGGUGGUAGUAGCUCAAGCGGCAGAAGACGCAGCAGCAGUGACAGUUACCGAGGACGCAAUCGGUAUAAUCCAUAUUAGAUUUCAUUUGAGGCUAAGAAUUAGCCGUCAGUAGGCAAAUU
Messenger RNA from Hibiscus syriacus, 1622 nucleotides. Its product is annotated as heterogeneous nuclear ribonucleoprotein Q-like. Gene Ontology annotation, molecular function: mRNA binding. The coding region runs from base 172 to 1581 and encodes 469 amino acids. The record is from RefSeq and is a predicted model, not a curated record. Gene Ontology annotation, cellular component: nucleus. The transcript is spliced from 9 exons. NCBI's taxonomy places the organism in Eukaryota, Viridiplantae, Streptophyta, Magnoliopsida, Malvales, Malvaceae.